AUGUCUGUCGCAACUGCCCUCCAGACGACCGACAUACUGUGCGCGAUCUCCGAGCAGCUGUCCGUGGAGCGUUACAAUAGACGCUUCAGAGGGAAGCGUCGCGCAGAUCUGGCGCGCUUAGCCCGUGUAUGCACGGCCUUCGUCGAUCCCGCGCUACGCGUGCUGUGGAGGAUGCUCCCAGGAGCUGGGCCGCUAUUGCGUUUGCUCUCCUGCGUCGACGUGGUGAGGCAUGAGCAUUACACAGAGUUCGUCUUGGGACGAGCCGUCGUCGCCGAGGAGUGGGAGCGCUUUCACCACUAUGCUCGCUACGUUCAGGUCAUAGACCAGCACGACAACAUUCGACCUGAUUGUGAACCAGAGCCAUACCGCGGGGAGCUCAUUGAGCAUGUCCUGCAGCAAGCCAUCUUAUUGUCCAACGGAGGCAAGCCUUUUUUUACCUCACAUGCACAGGCUGUCGUGGGUGUCCACCGGCAUCUUUGGCCAUUUGGUCUGGCCUCCCAGGGACAUUACCAUACCGAACUAUCCGUCGCCACUAUUCCUGAUCGGUCCAUCUACCCAGCAUUUGGUGCUGCACUCCAGCUCUUCUAG
Molecule: messenger RNA, 588 nt
Organism: Fomitopsis serialis
Lineage: Eukaryota; Fungi; Basidiomycota; Agaricomycetes; Polyporales; Fomitopsidaceae
Exons: 2
Coding region: 1-588 (195 amino acids)
Source: RefSeq, a predicted model, not a curated record